CAGUGUUUGGCACUGGACUAGCAGCCCUCAGUUUUGAAGGUUGGCUGUUUUAAAAGUGUAGUGCUGUUUCCCAAGUUCAAUCAGUGUCUUUUAAGUCUUCAAUAAGAUGUAUCAUGUGAAGAUGCCUUUCGUUUAAAAUUUUUUUGUUAUGUGCUUUGGAGCGUUACACGUAUGCAUGCAACAAUGAUGUUCAAGAGGUGACGAGAGCUCCAACGACAAAAUGAAUAAAUCAAUCAUAAACUGCCAUCAACGAAGAUCAUCAGAUAUUAGUCCAUUGCACCAAAGUAUUUUGCACUCUGAUGAUUUGUUUCACUGCCUGUCAACUGUUGGAGUCUCCAGACUACGAGGGAUAUUUCCGCUUAACUUUACUGUAAAGAAGUUUAUUCAACUAACCAAAUAUGAACUACAGAAUGAGUAUGGGUUGACAAACCAAAGAGAUAUUACCGACCUGGUUGCCGCGCUAGAAAAACUAAGAAUCCGAUUUUCUGUCGAUGUUUCAAAAGAAGAUUAUAAGAACCUAAAGGUUGAUACGGACUUCGCCUUGCCAUAUUCCACCGAAACAAGAAGCACAAUGCACACUUCAGCCUCAGUUCACGACUUUGGGUCUUGUGUACCUCGAGGUUUGAGAUUUCAACGCCAAAUGUCUGACCAGGCUUUGGCUCGACGUGGCAGCCUUGCUAGUCUUACAUCCCCAGCAAUUAGUAAGUCAUAUUUUAACUUUUUGUUUUUAUGUUUUAUAAAAUGUAACAUAGGAAAUCAUUUUUAGAGUUUUGAUUUUUUUCAUGUUUCGAGUUUUUACCUUAACAUGCAAUCUAUUUUGAGUUUGGUUUUGAUAUUUUGAACGUUGUUUUUAUGAUUCAUAUUCAUAAUGUGUUUGACGUUUAGAGAUUCAGUGCUUUAACAUUGCUGUUACAAAAAC
This is a messenger RNA of Ciona intestinalis (vase tunicate), 919 nucleotides long. The record is from RefSeq and is a predicted model, not a curated record. NCBI's taxonomy places the organism in Eukaryota, Metazoa, Chordata, Ascidiacea, Phlebobranchia, Cionidae.